Labrus mixtus (cuckoo wrasse) is the source of this 1011-nucleotide messenger RNA. RefSeq names its product CD164 sialomucin-like 2 (gene cd164l2). The record is from RefSeq and is a predicted model, not a curated record. Lineage: Eukaryota; Metazoa; Chordata; Actinopteri; Labriformes; Labridae. The transcript has 6 exons. Gene Ontology annotation, cellular component: cytoplasmic vesicle. Bases 165 to 647 code for a protein of 160 amino acids.
UCUCUGUCUCCUGUCUUUCCCUCAGUGUUCAAGCCCUGAGCUUUAUCACAUUUUGCAACUACUGGAUGUCCUUUUGAGGAAACAUUUUUUUUUGUAUUUUUUUUCCCUUUGUAGAAUUCUUUAAAGUUUCCAGCUGUCGUUGUCAGUGCUCUGUGGCAGUCAGGAUGCAACCGUUGGUUUUGAAGGUCCUCUGCGCCACUCUGCUGCUUGUAGCUGUGGUGCCCGCUGUGUACUCACAGUCAGAUUGUUCUCAGGCCGAGUCAUGUGACCUGUGUGUUGGAGUCUCCAUGCUCAACCUGACAGGCUGUGUCUGGAGGCUUUGUCCAACUGGUAAUGAUACAGGCAGUUGUAUGACUGAUCAGGGUGACUCCGCAGACACCGCCAUGAACUGCAGCUGGACUAGAGUGUCUGAAUUGUGCACAGUUGUAGAGACUGUGGCUGAUGGAGGAGGUGGAGGUGACUCAGGGGAUGGAAGUAACCCCAAUCCAUCAUCAGAGUUCUCCCAGGCCAAGUUUGACAUGUCCAGCUUCAUCGGCGGCAUAAUAUUGGUGCUGUGUCUGCAGGCGGGGGGCUUCUUUGCCAUGCGCUUCCUCAAAUCCAAAGAGCAGAGCAGCUAUGACCCCAUAGAUCAGCCAGCACCACAGUGAAGUGUAAAGGACAAACAAACGAGCCUAGAGGACAGUCGAGCAGUGACUCAUCGAUUUGUGACGACAAGAGUGUUUUUUUUUUCUUUCUGAGCCCCUGUCAUUCUUGGUUUGGUCCCUAUAAUGUUUCCCCUUGGGGAAUGGGUGUGUUAUAAAGUGGACUUUUUUCUCCCCAGAAUAAUGUAUCAUUCAUGUUUAGUGUGUUUGUAUAGUAUUUAUAUGUCAAAGAAAUGUGGCUGUUAAUUUUCACAAAAUCAGACAAAUAAGAAAAAAAAACAGCUUUAAUGUCUUCGCUUUGUGAGCUAAGAUAUUACGUUUAAGUGAUAACCUCUUCAAAACAACCUGUAUCUGAAUUAACCAAGAUUUU